AUGAUACCGGAUAACGCUAUAGUCGUAGAAAUAGCACCCCACGGUCUACUCCAAGCCAUUCUAAAGAGAUCGCAUAAAGAAUGCACGCACAUACCUCUUACUAGACGGGGCAAUGCUAAUGGUGUAAAGUUUUUACUGGAAGCCAUUGGAAAAUUGUACGAAGCCGGUGUUAAUCCCAGGGUGGAUGUUUUGUAUCCUAAGAUAGAAUUCCCAGUUUCUACAGAAACGCCUCUUUUGUCCCACUUUGUGGAAUGGGAACAUAGUGAAGAUUGGCCACAGCUGUCGUUCUUAGAGAAGGAUGAAGUACGAACGGCAAUGGAGCGUAAUGUGGUCUUAUCCACACAUGAUGACGACUUUAAAUUCUUAGAAGGGCAUUUGAGAAAUGGUGCCAACGUGUUGCCUGAAUCAGCAGUCCUAGUUCUCGUAUGGGAAACACUGGCUAUGCAUAUUGGUGUAAGCUACAGAGACCAGCCGGUUGUAUUCCGUGAUAUACACUUCCAUAGCGAAAUAAUCAUAAAACCGGAGACGCCUUUACGCCUCACCAUAGCUAUUAAUAGAGGCAGUAAUAAAUUUGAGGUUAGUCAAAACGAUAUUCGCAUAGCCAGCGGUAUUGUAAGUGGUGUCAAAGUUGUCAAAUAUAACCAAGACCCAGAAAGCAUGGACAAUGAGGAAGAGGAAAUCAUAUUAAAUUCUGAUGACGUGUACAAUAUAUUUAAAUCAAGAGGAUAUUCAUACAAAGACCAAUUCCAGUCGAUUCAAUCUUCAGCUCUGGACCAUAAGAAGGCUUUUGUCCAAUGGAAUGGUGUAUGGGUAACAUUCCUAGACUCAUUGAUACAACUCAAGACACUAUCAAGAAACCACGAUGGGAUAUCAACUCCUAAAUUCAUCAGGAAAAUAAGGAUCAGUAUUUUAGAACAGCAGAUUUCGAAUAGUGUGGAGAUCAAUGGAGCUAAAUGUUUCCCUGCUCAGUAUGACGAUGUUCAAGGCGUUGUAAGGUGCGCUGGCGUUGAAUUAGAUAACGUUACGUUUGUGGAUAAACCAGUCAUAGACCAACAGCCUGAAGUAUUAUUGACCAAAUCUUUCUUCCCGCACUACAAUAUGGAUCAAGUUGAUAAACUGGACUCGCUAAAGAACAUAUCAAAGGACAGUUUUAUAAUAGCCUUAGAGUGCGGAGUGCCAGCUUUACAAGGAUCAUUGAACGAGAACUUCACUGUCAUAAGUUCCAUGUCUGAUGGAAAGCAAAUAUUAAUAUUAUUGAAGCGACGGAAUCCCAGGGAUGUUACUUAUGUGCCUGUAAAUUGUGAUAAUAAAUUGGAUUGGGUGUCGCGCGUACAUGUUGAACUUAAUAAAACGAAGCGAGUAAUGCUAGUAUCUGAGCGGCAGCCAUAUUGUGGAGCUUUAGGUUUCGUUAACAAAUUGAAAAGUGAUGGAGAAGACAAAAUAGGAUUGAUAGCAAUUGAUGAUUGCCAUGCACCGACCUUUGAUCCAGACAUCGGUAUUUACAAGCAUCAACUGAAUAAAAAUCUGACCGUCAAUAUCUUUAGAAAGGGACAAUGGGGAGGUUAUUACUACACUUCAGCGGCGAAGUCAACUAAACUUCAUAAUGUUACUUUGGUCAGUCCAAAUGGAGAUUUGGAUAACCUUACGUGGGUUGAAGCUCCUGAUACAGCUCAUAAACAUAAUUUGAUUAAGGUAUCGUAUGCUGGGAUAUCGUCUAAAGAUGUUCAAAAAGCAGUUAGUAAUACCAGGGACGAUUUGACCCCUCUUGGCAUGGACUUUAGCGGUACAAAUGCUGAUGGUAAUAGAGUUAUGGGACUGGUGGCCGGUGGUUCAUUAAGUACCACAGUAGAAGCAGAUUCAGAUUUACUGUGGCCAGUACCAGAACAUUGGAGUCUUCAAGACGCUGCAACUGUACCACUGCCUUACGCUCUAGCUUAUUACUGCUUGACUAUAAAGAGUCGGCUCUUGAAAGGGCAGAGCGUAUUCGUGACAGGCGGUGCGGGAGCUCUUGGACAAGCUGUGAUAGCCGUAUGCCUGUCUUUAGAUUGUACUGUAUUUACGACAGUCAAUUGUAUGAGAAAGAAGAAUAUAUUGCUACAAGUGUUCCCGGGACUUGAUGAGAAAAAUAUCGGCUAUUCUCGUGAUGAUUCAUUCCUGAGUAUGAUUAAGAUGUAUGCACAUAAUAAAGGAUGUGAUAUUGUCAUCAACUGUGCCAGUGGGUUCAUACGAGAAACUGCAAUGAAGUGUGUUGGGAUAAUGGGCUUCUUCUUAGACCUGAGUGCUUACGACAUGACUGAAAACAAAGAUAUAGGAAUGUCUUACUUAGAAAAGGAUAGAUCAUACAAAGCUGUGAAUUUCUUUAGUUUAUUUAGAUUGGAAAAUGCCGCAGAGAAAAAGAUGUUACAACACAUGUUAGCAGAAGGUAUUGCAAACGGUACCGUAAGGCCAAUAAGCCGUAUAGAAUAUACACCAACACAAAUCUCGAGAGCGUUUAGACUUAUCUCAUCAAGUAAGCAUAUUGGCAAAGUUUUAAUCAAAAUGAGCAGUCCAGAGCUCGUGAAAGGCUUUGAUGUGAUACCAAGUAUGAUCUACAAUUCGAGCAGUGUCUAUAUAGUGGUUUGCGAUAAGAGUGGCAUUGGUAUCAAGCUAGCUGAUAGAAUGGUCAAAAGAGGAGCUAGAAAGAUUGUGCUACAUUCAAGAACUAAUAUCAGUGGAUACUGGCAUUCUAAAUUAGCAUCCUGGGAAAAACAAAAUGUGACCGUAAAAAUAUCGUCCGAGAAUCUUGAGACACAGCAAGGCUGCACCAGAAUGUUGAAAGAAGCUUCCAGAAUUGGUUCUAUUAGAGGAAUUUUCAUAGUUCCCGAUAUUGAAGAUGAGAACGAUGAGAGGGCACUAGAUUUUGUCCAAACGUUCAAUAAGACCGCCUUUGCCGUCAUAAAUCUCGACUUGACGUCUAAAAACUAUUGUAAUGAGUUAAGCUACUUUGUAGUUCUAUUACCACCUUCCCGUAGCACAAGCAAUGAGUAUUCCUACUCAUUACUCGAGAGAGUAUGCCAAAUGAGAAGUGAAAAUGGUUUACCAGCCCUGAUCAUGCGAAUGGAUCAUUUGGCAGAAGGAGAUACCAAGACAAUUUGGCAGCCUCAAAAAUUGGCGGCAUUUUUCAAUGGAAUGGAAAACAGUUUGAAAUUAAAAUACAACAAUGUUCUGACCUUUAAUUCGAAUGAAGAAAACGUUUUGGACUAUGAGAUGAAACUAGCGAAAAUAUUUGGUGUACCAAAAAUUGAAGCCCUUCCAGAAGAUUUCACUGUUAAUGAUUUGCUACUAACUGAAGAUAAUUUAGUAGAAUUACAGACUGUUAUAAGAAAUAUACAUAAUGUUGAUUAUCCUAUAGAGAAAAUUGUAAACAUGACAGUGAGAAGCUUGAAGAAUAUAGGAAGUCAGUCUACUGAAAAACCCAGGAAUAAUGAAGGUUUGGGUGCAUUUUACACUUGUAUCGAUGAAGAAGAAGACCAUUUAUUAACAUCACACCCCAUUGUACCUAUGGUGACACUUCUGAAUAAUGGAACUGAGACUGAUUUGGAUCCUCAAGAAACUUACUUGACCCUUAUACCAGGUUUUGAAGGUCGUUACCAGAUAUUUAGUGGUCUGGCAGAGAGACUAAAGGUGCAGGCAGUAGCCGUUCAAUUGGCUGCUGAUAUUGAAGGAAAUAAUAUUGAAGAAAUGGCUGCUACUGUUCGUAAGUUCAUGAAGACGAAAUUUGAGAGCAAAUCCAAAUUUUAUCUUUUGGGGUAUUCGUUUGGAGUGAAUAUUGCUUUGGAAGUGGCUGCCAUAUUGGAGAAAGAAGGACAUACUGGAGUCGUAUAUUGUUUGGACAGCAGCCCAGAUGCAUUAAGGAUACAGCUUAAUUCAUAUUUAGGAGAGAUUUCGGAUUCUGAGCUGCAGAACGCGAUUUUGGAACACAUAUCGCAACUUAUAGCUGGAAAGGUGCCCGAAGAGUUGGGCCAAUAUUUGGAGCAAAUAAAUGAUUGGCCAACGAAAGUCGACGCCUGUUUGUACACGUUGCGAGGAAUAAGAAACUACUCGAAGCAAUAUAAAGGGUCUUUAUUAGACUCUGCGUACCGAAACAUUUCCUUUGCUAAAAAUUACGAACCGAAAGUGAAAUUAAAUUCUGAUAUUGUUUUGAUAAAAGGAAAACCUCAUUUGCAAUCAGAAAAAUUGUCAGCUGAUUACAAUCUGUCUAAAUAUACCAAGAACCCGGUAAAAAUCUAUCAUAUAGAAUCUGACCAUCCAUCUGCACCAUACGAUACUAGAGUAACGAACAUUGUCAAUAACUUGCUGGAUGACAAUUUACUUGAGGAGUUUAAAAAGAAGAAUCUUUGUGAUAAAUAUGUUAUUCAGCCUAAGUAA
This is a messenger RNA of Spodoptera exigua (beet armyworm), 4407 nucleotides long. NCBI's taxonomy places the organism in Eukaryota, Metazoa, Arthropoda, Insecta, Lepidoptera, Noctuidae. The record is from the annotation of a GenBank genome assembly.